CCUCUGCAUAAAGGCACUCUAAAAGAGGCGGGAAAGGAUCAAACCCUACCUCCCUUCUUCCACUUAUUUCUCACAGUAAGCACAACUUCAAAGCGAUUUCUUCCGUUUCUGCAAAAUCAAAUGGGAAUAAAGGGUUUAACGAAGUUAUUGGCGGACAAUGCGCCGAAAUCGAUGAAAGAGCAGAAAUUCGAGAGCUAUUUUGGACGCAAGAUUGCCAUUGAUGCCAGCAUGAGCAUUUACCAAUUCCUUAUUGUUGUUGGAAGAAGUGGCACUGAGAUGCUCACCAACGAAGCUGGUGAAGUGACUAGCCAUUUGCAAGGGAUGUUCACAAGGACAAUCAGACUUUUGGAAGCUGGAAUUAAACCAGUCUAUGUCUUUGAUGGAAAGCCUCCUGAUCUGAAGAAACAGGAACUUGCAAAACGAUACUCAAAAAGAGCUGAUGCUACUGAGGACCUAAGUGAUGCUUUAGAGACUGGGAACAAGGAGGAUAUUGAAAAAUUCAGUAAAAGAACAGUGAAGGUUACAAAACAACACAACGAAGACUGCAAAAAGCUUCUUAAACUUAUGGGAGUCCCAGUGAUUGAGGCUCCUUCUGAAGCAGAAGCGCAGUGUGCCGAACUUUGCAAAGCUGGCAAGGUUUAUGCCGUGGCUUCUGAGGACAUGGACUCCCUCACUUUCGGAGCUCCAAGAUUUCUGCGCCAUUUAAUGGAUCCUAGUUCGAAAAAAAUCCCAGUGAUGGAAUUUGAAGUCUCAAAGGUUUUGGAGGAACUGAACCUAACAAUGGAUCAAUUUAUAGACCUUUGCAUUCUCUCUGGUUGUGAUUACUGUGACAGCAUUCGAGGUAUUGGGGGACAGACUGCUUUGAAACUGAUUCGCCAACAUGGCUCGAUUGAGAACAUUCUAGAGAAUAUUAAUAAAGAAAGAUACCAAAUACCAGAUGAUUGGCCAUAUCAAGAGGCUCGAAGGCUCUUUAAGGAACCAUCAGUUUUUGCUGAUGAUGAUCAACUUGAGCUUAAGUGGUCUCCUCCAGAUGAAGAAGGGUUGAUAAGCUUUUUGGUAAAUGAAAAUGGGUUCAACAGUGACAGAGUAACUAAGGCGAUAGAAAAGAUUAAGGCAGCCAAGAAUAAAUCGUCCCAGGGCCGGUUAGAAUCGUUCUUUAAACCAGUUGCUAACUCAUCAGUGCCUGCUAAACGAAAGGAGACAACUCAGAAAACUGAGAAGGAAUCUGCUAACAAAAAGACCAAGGCUGGGGCGGGUAAGAAGAAGAAGUAGUAGCAGUCCUUGAAUUGGAAGUUGAAGUCUUGUGCGCAUUUCCAAGUGCCAAAUCUGACUAAUGUCUAAUCUAGCAACCUUUGUGUAAGCCUUUAGGAUUUGUUAGUAUAUACAAGUCUUUUUUGUGUAUUAAUCUAUUCCAUGUUAAUGUCAUUUAUGAGUUAAUUCAUUA
Sesamum indicum (sesame) is the source of this 1444-nucleotide messenger RNA. RefSeq names its product flap endonuclease 1. NCBI's taxonomy places the organism in Eukaryota, Viridiplantae, Streptophyta, Magnoliopsida, Lamiales, Pedaliaceae. The record is from RefSeq and is a predicted model, not a curated record. Gene Ontology annotation, molecular function: 5'-3' exonuclease activity; DNA binding; 5'-flap endonuclease activity.